Molecule: messenger RNA, 363 nt
Organism: Entamoeba invadens IP1
Lineage: Eukaryota; Evosea; Mastigamoebida; Endamoebidae
Exons: 1
Coding region: 1-363 (120 amino acids)
Source: RefSeq, a predicted model, not a curated record
AUGACAACAUCAAGAGUUAAUGAAAAGACUAAAUAUCUGGACGAAAACGACGGUGUACUGAGCGCAAAGUCACAACAGCCAAGCCUCACUGUCAUUGGACAAGCAACGAGAAGGUGUUUUGCGGACGAGACUCCAUUGAUCAAUAGAUCGGUAUUUAUCCCAAAAAGUCGAAGAGAUGUAAUAGAGGAUGUUCCAUACGUCGAUUGCACAGACUACGAACAAGAAAGUGAGGUGGGCCCAUUUCCAGAUGUCGAGAAACUUCUGGAGGCGACAUGUGUAUUUGAGUUAAGUCCCCCAAUGAGCCCUCCAUUUUCUGAUGACGAGAUGAGUACAUCUCCCGACGUCACCAUUUCUCUCUUGUGA